CCACCGCUACACCGACGGACACUGGUCGAGACCGGCACUCUCCUGUGUGGCGUUCACGCAUGUCGGUCUAUUGAUCCAUGUCUUGCUGGAGACGCUGAAACAACAUAUGAGGUGAUGACUUCACCAAUUCACCAUCAAAAGCCAUUUCACUGUGAGGGCCGGGCUCGAGAUCUGGGAGUACUUGGCCGGGGUCAUCCAGGCCAAGUCCGACGCCAAUUCCUCCACUUUGACCUAUGGGGCGGAUGUAGGUCGGUCGAAGGUACUGGGGUAUGCGUCCAAGGCGACCUGUCAACCACGGCGACCUGUCAACCACGGCGAAAGGUGCGUGACGAUGCUGCAUGACUGUGGCACCGCUGUUGGAUGCUGUGAGUUUUGACAUGGAGGCACAUGGCACGUUCAUCUGUGCGGGAGUGCGGAAGCAAG
This is a messenger RNA of Aspergillus brunneoviolaceus CBS 621.78, 423 nucleotides long. RefSeq lists its product as uncharacterized. The transcript has a single exon. The record is from RefSeq and is a predicted model, not a curated record. Lineage: Eukaryota; Fungi; Ascomycota; Eurotiomycetes; Eurotiales; Aspergillaceae. The annotation marks the transcript as partial.